This is a messenger RNA of Nothobranchius furzeri (turquoise killifish), 905 nucleotides long. It is a transcript of the gene morn3, whose product is annotated as MORN repeat containing 3. The record is from RefSeq and is a predicted model, not a curated record. Lineage: Eukaryota; Metazoa; Chordata; Actinopteri; Cyprinodontiformes; Nothobranchiidae.
UUUGAUUAAAGCCACACCAAUCACAGCAGGCGUUACUGUUGCUAGGAUACAACAAAACUGUUUUCUCAGCUUUAGAUCAAUCGGCAUAUAUGGAUCAAGAGGAAAGAACGUCACCACACCUCCCCAAGUGAUGCCAAAUUACAAACUAACUAAGAAAACUUCAGUCUCAAGACUGAAAGAGAUGAAAUCACAGAAAUGUGUACUUCGACACACAGUUUUCUCAGUCAACGGAAAUCAAUACAAUGGAGAGUGGCUCAACAACAAGAAGCAUGGCAAGGGAAUUCAGGUGUGGAAACAAGCUGGUGCCAUCUAUGAUGGGGAAUGGAAAUUUGGAAAACGUAAUGGAUACGGAACCUAUAGCGUGUUACUCCUAAAAUCAAAGGAGUAUGUGAGGAAGUACGCUGGUGAAUGGAAAAAUGGGAAGAAGCAUGGUUAUGGGGUGUAUUUUUACAACAACUCGGCAGUCUAUGAUGGAGAGUGGAGUGAGGACCAACGUAGUGGUAAGGGAACGAUGCACUAUGAGAAUGGCGACAUCUAUGUGGGAGAGUGGCAGAUGGAUAAAAGUCAUGGGCAAGGACACUUAUUCUCUAAUGGAAAACUGUACGAAGGCACCUGGGAAGAUGGCAAGAUGAACGGCGACGGGAAGUUGUACUAUUCUGAAAAAGGUCUGCUUUAUGAAGGCUUUUGGGUUGAUGGAGAAGCAAAAUGUGGCACCAUGAUGGACUUUAGAAGGGACAAAGCCCCAGCACCACCGAAGUAUCCAUUUCCAAAGCUACACUUGAAGGAUGUGGAAUCGGUUUUAAGGGAAGCCAAAUCAGCCUGCCUGGAUCACUGCUGUCAACAAUCAUCAAGAGGAUAAACAAGUUUGUGCUUCAUCAAAAAUAAAUAAAUGCCAAAAAAAUUAA